Dermacentor silvarum is the source of this 2253-nucleotide messenger RNA. Its product is annotated as ankyrin repeat and MYND domain-containing protein 2. Lineage: Eukaryota; Metazoa; Arthropoda; Arachnida; Ixodida; Ixodidae. The transcript has 2 exons. The record is from RefSeq and is a predicted model, not a curated record. The coding region runs from base 38 to 1351 and encodes 437 amino acids. Gene Ontology annotation, molecular function: protein binding.
CUCACGGCAACGCCACAGCGAACGACAACAUUCCAAAAUGGCUCCUCCGGCGAAAGAGCUCACCGACGCCGAGAAAGAGCUGUACAAGGCUAUCCAGGCCGGCGAUGUGUCCGAGGCGCGAACGCUAGUCAACCGCGUGCGGAUCGACUGCCUCGACGAGCACGGGAUGACGCCGCUGCAGCACGCCGCGUACCGCGGAAACUACGACCUCUGCAAGCUGUUCCUCGAGUGCGGCGCCGACGUCAAUUCGCACUACCACGACUCCGGCUACACGGCGCUCAUGUUCGCGGGCCUCGCCGGCCGCGCUGACGUCGUGAGCCUGUUGCUCGAACACGGCGCCUCGACGACCACCGUCAACUCGCUGGGCCGCACGGCGGCGCAGAUGGCCGCAUUCGUGAGCAACCACGAUGUGGUGGCCAUCAUCAACAACUUCUUGCCCCGCGAGGAGCUCGAGUACUACGCGCGGCCCCAGGGUCUCGAGAAGGAGCCCAAGCUGCCGGCGACGCUGGUCUCCCCGCUCUACCAGCUCAUCGUGCGCACCAACAUCCACCCGGUGCGUGUCGCGCUCUACCUGCAGCAGAAGCGCGAGCUGAUCGACCAGUCGGCCAAGGUGGAGCGCGUACUGAGCCUGCUCUGCGAGAAGCAGAUGAAGACCACCAGCGCGGAGCCCAACGAGAUGCUGGCGCUCAAGUUCCACCACCUGGCCUUCCUCAUCAGGACGUGCAGCAAGUUCGUGCGCGACCGCGCGCCGACGUCCGGCGGCAACGCCGAAGGAGCCGGCAAGGGAAACAAGACGGCGGGCCUGCUCGAGCCGCUCAUCAAGACGUGGUUGCGCGGCCGCGACGAGGACGACUUCCCCGUGCUCCUGGAGAAACUGUUGAGGCAGUCCGUGCGCGAGUUUCCCUACCAUGAGUGCACCAUCCUCCAGCAGCUGGUGCACACGCUAUCCGGUGUCGAGGUCGGAAAUGAGCCAAGUGCCAUCUCCAUCUUGGCCGAGGCCGUGCGCGGCCAGAAAGGGUAUGACCAGGGAGCCUCGUGCACAGCCUGCGGCGAGCCCCAGGCCGACAAGCGCUGCUCAGCCUGCAAGUCCGUGCAGUACUGCGGUGCCCCAUGCCAGAAGUUGCACUGGUUCACACACAAGCGCCACUGUGCUCGCCUGGCUGAGGAAUACCAGAGGGCCCUUGCCGAGAAAGCGGCCGAAGAAGAGAAAGAGCAACGUGCAAAGGAAGAACAAACGUCGACGUCGGGGCAGACGACGACCGAGGCAUCCUCAAAUGGCUGCCCCGAUGAGUCUACCAACACCCAGUCAACCAGUGAAUGUGCAAGUGCCACACCCAUUAAGACUGCUUGAAAUCACCGCCUUUGUUGAAUGAGAGUGUUUAUCAGAUAAGGAUGCUCCCAAAUUUUUUCAUGCGGGGAGCUGGAGGAAGUUGUGGUACGGCGAAGUGCACUGUUGUGAGACGCAGAGGCUGAAUAUACCCCUUGCAAUGCAUUUGCUCGUAGAACACCAAACAAACCCUGUUCAGCCUGCACACCAUGUGUCGUAGCGCUUACAUUUAAAGGCAUUUCUGUACCAAACAAGUGAAAAAUGGUCUAUCCACGCAGCCGUUUUUAUCUGCAGACGUUUGCCAUGAACUCUUGCCAUCAUAACAUUGCAGUUUCUUGUUAAAAAACAAUUUGAUGCUAGACCCCCCAAGUUGAUUUCAUUAGGGACUUCAUAACAAUUUAAGGUAGGCAGGUUAAGAGGGCAGAAGGUGUCACAUAGGAUAAACUCAUAUUGGAUGCGAAAUGUAGUUUUUCUUUUUUUUAGAAAUUGAAAUUUUUAACCUGCUAUGAAAGGUAUGGUCUGACAUCAAGAGCUUAUAUUUAAAACUUCUUAAUUGCUACUUAAAACGCCCAACACAUGCAAUCACGCAGUGCAAUACAUAUCGUUAAUGCUAAAAAACCUGCGUGGCCGUAUGCAGGCAAGUGUUCAUUUCUGCAAAGACCAGUGCUUCUAGUCAGGUGUUGUCAAGCCUCUGUAUGUUCAUUUUCAAAGCCACUGUAGUUGUUCAAGGUCCACAAUCACAGAGUGCAACUUUGUUUCCUAGUGAUCCACUGUUAUAGCAACUUUGCAUUCUCUCUGCAUGCUGAGCUCCUGUGUUAAAAAGAAAGCUGUGUUUUUUGCACUUAGCAUUAUUUAAUGAAGCCUUAACUACUCAGUACUGUGAUGCUGAAUAAGUGUUUGCCUAAAUAAAUGUAAUCUGACUGUUG